Messenger RNA from Morchella importuna, 972 nucleotides. RefSeq lists its product as uncharacterized. NCBI's taxonomy places the organism in Eukaryota, Fungi, Ascomycota, Pezizomycetes, Pezizales, Morchellaceae. The transcript has a single exon. The record is from RefSeq and is a predicted model, not a curated record. Bases 1 to 972 code for a protein of 323 amino acids.
AUGGAGCCCAUCAAGAACGGCAGCUUCUCCUACUCGCCCACCGACGGCUUCCUCAACAACGGCGUCCCGCGCGCCGACAAAAAGACGCUGCGCCAAUACCUUCACCCCGUGCGGCCGUACCGCCAGCAGCAGACAUGGGCGCCGCCCAAGGUCACGGGGAAGUGGUGCAAAGCGCAAUUGGCACACUAUGGGGUCAAGCCGCUGAUGGGGAGUAGGGCGGAGCUGGAGGCGAGACUGAGGGCCGCGCAUGCGGCGGGGUUGCUGGCGAAGCAGCCGGCGGAGGUGAAGGUGAUGGAGAAGUAUAUGAGGAAGGAGUGGAGGGCGGGGUGUGAGGAGUGGGCGAGAAGGGUGAAGAGUGAGAAGAAGGAUGAAGGUGAUGGCAGUGGUGUCCCGGUGAAAUUUGAGGUUGGUGCUGCCGCCGAUGUCAAGAACGAAUCGAGUAUGGACGGUGCCGGUGGUCUGCAGUUAGAUGGGGAGGUGCCAAUGGUAGAUGUUAAGAAGGAGAGGAAACGGACAAACACGACUGCGUUCUCGAAGAAGCAUGUUUUGGGGACGUGGGAUGUGUCCUGCCCUGAUAUUCAAGCAAACUGGGCACGGACCGAGAGUCUCACCAUUCUACUCUUUCAGGACAUCGAGUCGAACAGUGUCGUCGGCGAGAUGAUAUUCGGUGCCAUGGAGGGUGUUCUGAAGUUGAGAACGAAUCCGUCAACUAGGAAUCCGCGUGUGGGGUUUGACUGGGCUGGAGUUGCCGGGGAUGGGGGGGCCCAGGCAGCGGAGAAGGAAGGUGAGAUUAGGUUUUAUAAUCGCGGUGAAAGGGCGCAUGGGCGUUUUCAGUGUAUCGAAGGGGUUGGGAGAGGUGUGGAAUUCGAAGCUGUGAAGGUGAGGGAAUUGCCAAUUAGAGGGAAGGUAGAUUUUUUAAGGUAUGCUGCGCCUGCAGGAAGUAUUCCUGAGGCUAGUACUAAAGAAAAGUGA